UACGCAAUGACCGCCUCUUGUAAGGCUGAUCAAGGUCAUUGGAACGAAACGGCGGGCGGCAUUGAAAGGGUUUGACUUUUUAACGGGCCUCGUAUGUCUGUGUUCACGUUUCUAUCUCGUUCCCUUCCCCCGUUAAUAAACAUACCUGGAGUAACAUCUACUAUUUGUAUCAGCCAAAAGCUUCUGCGGUUGUAUGGUCUCAUCUUUUCUGACUCCACCGGUGUGUAUGCUUUUGGACCGGAAGUACUGCGAUCUCUGCGAAAGCUGGAAAGUUUAGUUGACAAUAAGAUGUUACAGUUAGGAGCUCAACGUGUUUUGCUCCCAACGUUAGGUCCGAGACACAUCUGGGAAAAGUCUGGUCGAUGGUCUACCAUGCAGAGUAGCUUAUUCAGAGUCAAAGACAGAUUAUCUCAUGAGUAUUGUUUACAGCCAACCCAUGAAGAAUGUAUAACCAAUUUCAUUGCCUGUCUAAAUUUGUCGUAUAAGGCCCUCCCUGUUUUGAUGUAUCAGAUAACCAGCAAAUUUCGAGAUGAACCUCACCCAAAACAUGGUCUAGUCAGGGGACGUGAGUUUGUAAUGCAAGACCUUUACACAUUUGAUGCUUCUGCCGAGGCAGCUGAGGAAACCUAUAGACAUGUGAAGACUGCGUAUUCUGACUUGUUGGUUAACCUUGGGUUACCGUACCUAGUUGCAUCUGCAGAUCCAGGAAAUGUUGGUGGUCUCAUUUCAGAGGAAUUUCACGUUCAAGCUGAUGUAGGAGAAGACCGAAUAUUAGUGUGUUCAAAAUGCUCCCUGAAAUUCAAUUCAGAACUUAAAGUUGCUAGCUCAUUGUGUCCUUUACAAUCUUGCCCAAAAGUAUUCAAUGAAGUUCAAGGUAUAGAAGUCGCCCACUGUUUCCUAUUGGGUGAACGAUAUUCAAAGUGUUUUGAUGCCACUUAUCAAUCCCCUUCAGGCUCAAAACUUAUGUUCAUGGGGUGCUAUGGUCUUGGAAUAUCACGUCUACUUGCCGUCUGCAUCGAACACUUGACAAGAGUUGCGUUUCCUGACAAAUCUAAAGAUCAGAUCACACAGCUUCGAUGGCCUGUCCGAAUCGCACCAUACAGCGGAUCAAUAGUUCUACAGAAGGAAACGGCCAAGGACAGUGUGAAUCCAGAUGAGCUGAAAUAUAUCCUCGAUACCAUUCAAAGUGAUUCCAUCAACUUCAAGUUACUUGGUGACAUUUUGGUGGAUGAUCGCAAAGAAUUAAGCUUGGGUAGAAAAAUUCUGGAUCAAAGCCGCUUGGGAAUACCCUGGAUACUUAUUGUAAAGGUACUUAUAAACUCGUAAAUUUGAUUUAAACACCUACCAUAUCACUAACAGUGUGCACAAAAAGAAGUAGAGGGUAUGUGUGAUAACUAUACGGAAUGAGGUUCAUUAUCUAACCUGGCUGGUUUUGUCAAGAAUCUUCCACUGUCCCUACGUACAUCAUCAGCAGAAACUUUAUAUUAGAGUAAGGUAUCCGAAUCUCUCCACAUAUGACUGCUUGUUCUGUCGAUCUUGGUUGUUGACACCUAUCACGCCCAGAAGGACAAUAAAAGCUUCCCGAUUAAAUCACUCAAAUUAGAGAACAAAACUCCAUUUGGGCUACAGAUCUUCUCCAAGAUUAAUAAACUACCGAAUUGAACCAGGUUGAUAUUAAAAAACUAAAAUACUUUAAACCUGGAUGAAUGGUGAACAUGCAGUUAAUAAACUGGUAUUAAUGUAACCCACUGCCACUGCAAAAUCAAAAAUACCAUAAACGAAGAAGAAACUAGUUUUAGAUUAUGCAAAGAAGGUAACAAAUUCGCCCAUCAUUGAGUGGUAAGAAUCUCAUUUUAGAGAAGUUAAAGUGAAAACCCUAUGUUCUGCGUUGGAAUUACAGAACUAUCCUGAAAUCAUUAUAUCCUGUAACUUAUUUUCUAUGUGUGAAUUAGUAAGACUGAUAUAAAAUAUAAGUGUAAAUCGCAAAACUACUGCUACUAAAUUAUUACCUAAGCCUUAAAGUCCAGUGGUUAUUUCCCUAUGAGACCAUUUAUGUGCUUAUCGUCAGAAAAAGAGCGUUCUUCAAGUCAUUUAGACAACAGAAUGAGUUUAAUUUCGAACGCUAUUUUUUCAAAACUUCGAAUGGAAAAACCAUAAUUCUUAAUUAUUUGUGGGUAGCCUGCAGGUUGUGGUUAACCCAUAUAUACUUUAUUCGAUGCACAUGGCACAAAAGGAACCGGACGACAGCUAUGUUCUAGAUAACUUGUGCAUGCUACAUAUGAGGUAUUCAACUUGCUUUGAACCAGAUAUAUCUGCAGCCCUCCAGCUCCUUUAAAUUCAAUUAGAUAUGACCUUGCUUGUAUUGUAAUAAGUGAGAACACAGGUGCGGAGGGGACAACCGAAUGUAUUUUAGUAUAAAAUUACGGAAUACCUUGUUGAAAUAUAAGAACCAUUGAAUGCUUCAUUCCACACUCUGUAUGACUCAUCUAAGUCACAAUCUCCUUCUGUUUACAUUCUAUACUUAUUUGAACACAUAAACAUUGGUACAAGAGGGCACCAAAUUUAUAUGCGCCACAUAAAACAAUAGGAAUUCGAAGAGAAAAAAAGAAGGUAAGGAGCGUUAAGAAAACGAGGACAAUAACGAACAGAUUAGUGUAAGGUAGUGUAAUAGUAAUAAUAAUGGUAAUAGUAGGGGAAACGGAAAGGUAAAGCCAGAAGAAAUCUUUUAGUUAAGGAAGAUACAACCACUUUUUAUGAAGAAAGU
This is a messenger RNA of Schistosoma bovis, 2764 nucleotides long. The record is from the annotation of a GenBank genome assembly. NCBI's taxonomy places the organism in Eukaryota, Metazoa, Platyhelminthes, Trematoda, Strigeidida, Schistosomatidae.